UAUUGUUCAUUCUUAUAUAUUCCUUCCAUCCACCUUUUUAUUUUUUAUUUUUAUUGUUACAAUAAUAAUGUUUUUGUUUUUGUUUUGGGGUUACUACUUAGUAAUCGAAAGGGGGAUCAGGGUUAUUUGUUUUGUAAGAAAGCCCUAGCUUAGCUUUUUUGUGUUGUUCUUGUUCUUGUCUUCUGGGUGAUUUGUUCUUCUCUUUGCGGCCGUCUCUCUCUCUCUCUCUCUCUCUGUUUGUUUGUUCAUGGAGAUGGGUUCCGAUGGAGAAGAGGAUCAGAUCAGGAGCGUUGCUGAUUCUAACCAUAAGAAUAAGAAGAUGAAGAAGGUCGUUGAUGCUUCCAAUUCAAAGGACUCUCCCUCCUCUAAGCCUAAGCGUCAGAUGAAGACUCCCUUUCAGCUCCAAACCCUCGAGCAAGUCUAUGCAGAGGAAACGUAUCCCUCGGAGGCGACGAGGGCUGAGCUGUCUGAGAAACUUGAUUUGUCAGAUCGGCAGUUACAGAUGUGGUUUUGUCACAGGAGGUUGAAGGACAAGAAGGAUGGUCAGGUCAAGAAAACUCCCAAACCGUCCCCGGUUCAACCGGCUUCUGCUGUUCCUGCUUUGUCCUUACCUGCUGCUGAACUGGACUCCGGAUCUGAUUCGGGUUCUGGCUCUGGCUGCAGCCCUUACUCGGAUCCCAGGAGGGAGUUCGCGAGUGGUAGUAGUAACUCUCCCGCUGAGUAUGAGACAAUGGGGAGCGCAGGGUACGAGCCGCCACGGUCGUCUGUGAUGGUUCGUAGAGCUGUUGCUUGCAUUGAGGCUCAGUUAGGGGAGCCGUUGCGAGAUGAUGGACCUAUUCUUGGAAUGGAGUUUGAUCCCUUGCCUCCUGGUGCUUUUGGGACACCUAUAGCAAUGCAGACGCACCAAGGUCAUCCAUAUGAGAGCAAAAUGUAUGAGCCCCAUGAUGUCCGUCCUCGAAGAUCUCAGGCUGCCACCAGUUCUUUCCAUGACCAACAAUCUCUGAACGAUCCCUCUUCCUUUACACCUGAUAUGUACGGGCGGUACUCUGAAAGUCAUGCACGUGGUGUGGACUAUGAAAUAUCACGGCCUAGGAGUUCGUCGUUUAUGCAGGGGAAUGGGCCUUUACCAAAGUCCUAUGGAAACUCAUCUCGUAACUGUUCUACAUCUCAGCAAGACAUGCCUAGCCCCAUUCUCCCAUCAGCUCGUGGUGAUAGCUUCUUGCUGGAGAGAGACUCCUCAGGCCUCCGAGCUGAAGAUCCGUAUUUGUUGUCUGACGGGGUGCGUAUGAGUAAUGAUGUGCAUAGGAAGGGAAAGAUUAACGAUGGUAGACUCGGAAGAGGGAGUGGACAAAAGGAUCUUGAGAAACUAGAACUUCAGAGGAAAAGGAAUGAAGAACGCAUGAGGAAAGAGAUGGAAAGGUAUGAGCGUGAGAGGCGUAAAGAAGAAGAGAGGUUGAUGCGUGAAAGAAUAAAAGAAGAGGAGAGGUUACAGCGUGAACAGCGACGUGAAAUGGAAAGAAGAGAAAGGUUUCUACAGAGAGAGAAUGAACGGGCGGAGAAGAAUAAGCAGAAGGAAGAGAUUCGCCGAGAGAAAGAGGCUAUAAGACGCAAGAUUGCAGUUGAGAAAGCAACUGCACGUAGAAUUGCUAAAGAGGCUAUGGAUCUAAUUGAAGAUGAACAGCUAGAGCUAAUGGAUUUGGCGGCUAGUAGCAAAGGAUUGUCCUCGGUUAUACAGCUUGAUCAUGACACAUUACAAAACCUUGACCUGUAUAGAGAUUCUCUGAGCACAUUUCCACCAAAAGCUUUGCAAUUGAAAAUGCCGUUUACCAUUUCUCCAUGGAAGGAUUCCGAGGAAAAUGUUGGAAACCUUUUAAUGGUGUGGAGAUUCCUAAUAUCAUUUUCCGAUGUUCUUGACCUAUGGCCUUUUACCCUGGAUGAGUUUAUUCAGGCUUUGCAUGACUAUGACUCAAGGUUGCUGGGGGAGAUACAUAUUACUCUUCUGAGAUCAAUAAUACGAGAUAUUGAAGAUGUUGCUAGAACACCUUAUAGUGGCAUUGGAAAUAACCAAUAUACUACAGCCAAUCCUGAGGGUGGUCAUCCGCAGAUUGUUGAAGGGGCUUAUGCAUGGGGCUUUGACAUUCGUAGUUGGAAAAAGCAUUUGAACCCACUAACAUGGCCUGAAAUACUCAGACAAUUGGGACUCUCUAGUGGAUUUGGGCCUAGGCUGAAGAAAAAUAAUUCCCGUGUGACCCAUACUGGUGAAAAGGAUGAGUUGCAGGCUAAAGGCUGUGAAGAUAUCAUUUCUACUCUUCGCAGUGGUUCAGCAGCUGAGAGUGCUUUUGCAUCAAUGCUGGAGAAAGGGUUGCUGGCUCCGCGCAAGUCGAGGCAUCGGUUGACACCUGGAACUGUCAAGUUUGCUGCCUUUCAUGUUCUCUCUCUUGAGGGAAGCAAGGGACUGACUGUAAUAGAGCUUGCCGACAAGAUUCAGAAAUCCGGACUUAGGGACCUGAGAACAAGCAAGACGCCAGAGGCUUCUAUCUCUGUUGCAUUGACAAGAGAUGUGAAGCUCUUCGAAAGAAUAGCCCCUUCCACAUAUUGUGUACGAGCUCCGUAUGUGAAGGAUCCUGCGGAUGGAGAGGCAAUACUCGCAGAAGCUAGGAAGAAAAUAAAGGCGUUUGAAAAUGGCUUAGCAGGUCCAGAAGAUGUGAAUGAUCUUGAAAAGGAUGAAGACUUUGAAUGUGAUAUUGAUGAGGAUCCCGAGGUUGACGAUUUAGCCACUCUACCAAGUGCCUCAAAAAGUGCUGAUCUAGGUGAAGCUAAUGGUUUGUCCGGAAAGGGAGGUGAGAUUAUGUUCUCCGAUGUUAAAGCAAAUGUGAAGAGUGAGGUUGAGAAGGAGGUUUCUUCUCCACCUACAAGCAGUAUGAAGACCAUUGUGCCACAAUGCCAUAGUGAGCAGGGUAAAGAUGCAGCGGUUAGCUGCAUGGAUAAUAAGAAUGCUGUGGUUGAAGAUAUCAAGCAGGGCAAAUCAUGGGUUCUAGGUCUUACAGAAGGAGAUUACUGUCAUCUAAGUGUUCAAGAGCGCCUUGAGGCCCUUGUUGCUUUAGUCGGUAUUGCCAAUGAAGGAAAUUCCAUCAGAGCUAGUCUCGAGGAUCGUCUGGAAGCAGCAAAUUCUCUUAAAAAGCAAAUGUGGGCCGAAGCACAAUUAGAUAACAGCUGCAUGAGAGAUGUACUUAAGUUUGAUAUUCAACACUCUACCCGUGAGAUUGAUGGUUUCAACAGAGACCCUUCUCAACUUGUAGAUGAAACGAAGCCGCCCCUGGAAGUUGUUUCAAACGAUGUUCAUAAGUUAUCUACUGAGAGAGGUUCUGUUUACCAAGAGGGCAAUAUAAGUCAAGAGAAUUGCUCUUCGAAGAGAUCACGCUCACAAUUAAAAUCAUACAUAAGCCACAAAGCAGAAGAGGUGUAUCCAUACCGAUCCUUGCCGCUUGGACAAGAUCGGCGCCACAAUCGUUACUGGCACUUUGCUGCAUCAGCAUCUAAAAGUGAUCCUUGCUCGGGGCUUAUAUUUGUUGAGCUCCAUGAUAGCAAGUGGCGCCUCAUUGAUUCAGCAGAGGCUUUUGACACUCUUGUUGCAUCACUGGAUAUGCGUGGGGUCAGAGAGUCCCAUUUACGCAUAAUGUUGCAGAAGAUUGAGGGAGCAUUCAAAGAGAAUGCUUGUAAGAAAAUAAACCUAGUUAGAAACCCCUCUUUGAAGGAAGAUUCUGUGAGCCCAUUUAGUGCUAUAUUGGGGUCGAGUUCUGAUUCAAUGGGAGUCUCAACUUCUGUUAGAGUUGAGCUAGGGAGGAGGAAUGACAAAGAGAAGGAGAAUUUAUUGAAAAGGUUCCAUAGUUUCCAGAGAUGGAUGUGGACGGAGACGUACAGCUCAGUGCCUUCUUGUGCUAGGAAAGACGGGAAGAAGAGAUGUGAACUAUUAGCAACAUGUGAAGUUUGUGUUGCUUCUUAUUUAUCUGAGUAUACGCACUGCACUUCUUGCCACCAGAGAUUAGACAUGGCUGAUAGUUCAGAGAGAAAGAUAGCAGAUUCAGGUUUGGCUGUAUCUCCUCUUCCUUUUGGAGUCAGGUUACUCAAAGCACUACUUGUUUUUCUUGAGGCAUCUGUUCCGGAUGAAGCUUAUGAAUCAUUUUGGACAGAGGAGAAAAGAAAAAACUGGGGGUUUAGGUUGAAUGCUUCAUCAUCACCUGAAGAGUUGUUACAGGUCUUGACUUAUUUAGAGAGUGCAAUCAAGAAAGAAUCUUUGUCAUCCAAUUUUUUAUCGGCAAAGGAGCUCUUGGGAGCUGCUGGUGCUACUGCUGAUCCGGGAUCCGUGGACGUGUUUCCAUGGAUACCAAAGACAGUAUCAGCGGUUGCUUUGAGACUUUCAGACCUUGAUGCAUCCAUUGUUUAUGUGAAGCCAGAGAAACCUGAGCCAGUCCCGGAAGAUGAGAAGGAGCAGAUUAGCCUUUUCCCUGGAAACUCUCUUCUGAAAGGUAAAGGACCCAAAGAGCAAGAAGACCAAGACGAGGUUGUUCCAAACUCAGGUAAAAAGAGUAGUAAACGACGAGUAAUCUUUGGAUCUGGAUCAAACAAGAAGGCGAAGAAGAAGAAAGUGCUAGGGGGUAAUGGCAGAUUUGUCGCUGGUAGGAGCAAUGUUGCAGUCAACAGGAACAUAAUGAGCGUGGAGUUGAACCACCAAGUCCCUGGAAGAGGAAAGAGGACGGUUAGAAAAAGACCAGAGAGGAACGAUGAGGACAAUUACCGCUUAGUCAGCAGAAUGGCUGACAUUGUUAAGCCUACAAGCGAAGAAGAUGAGGAAGAGCAAACAUUCAGAGGCAUUGAUCAAGACUGGGCAGGUGAAACUCCUAGAGAGAUGGACGAGGAAUGGGCUAGUGAAACACCUAACAGAGUGAUGACUCCGAUGCAAGUGGAUGGUGAAAGUGACGACAACAGUGUAGGAGUUCAAUCAGAGGAUGAUGAUGAUGAGGGUCAGUUUGUGAGUUAUAGUCAGAGAAACAAGUGGGGGUUUGAUUGGAAUAGUAACCCAAAUGAGGCUAUGGAGGAUGUAGAAGAAGAAGAAGUUGCCGGAGUUGAACAAGUCCAAAGAGAAUAUGUCGCAGAAUUGAGUGAGAGCUCUGAAGAUGAAGAAGAUGAUGAUUUACCUGCUGCUAGUAAUAAUGCAGCAGCCAACAAUUACGACAGAGAAUCAGAAGAUUACAGCAGCAGCGAUUCAUGAAUUGAGAUUGUAGCACGUGGACAAGGAAGAAGACAUAUUUUAUAAUAUAUAUAUAGGGAGAAAAGAAAGUGAUAGUGUAUCGGAAUAGGUGAGAAAACCUAAGAGAAGCAUUAGAAGAGAACAUUUAUGAUUUGGUUUGGUUAAAGUCAAGCCAAGCCUAAGCAUAUAUUAUCAGCAAAUGCCUUUGUUAUCAUAACAAUAAUAAUAACUUCAUUGUUUUGUUGAGUAGUAGUAGUGUAAGUCAAUGGUUCUUGUGUUGAUC
Molecule: messenger RNA, 5531 nt
Organism: Brassica oleracea var. oleracea
Lineage: Eukaryota; Viridiplantae; Streptophyta; Magnoliopsida; Brassicales; Brassicaceae
Exons: 18
Coding region: 248-5269 (1673 amino acids)
Biological process (GO): regulation of transcription by RNA polymerase II
Molecular function (GO): DNA binding
Source: RefSeq, a predicted model, not a curated record